CCAAACAUCAAACAGGAGCUCACGAAGGACCACUUGAAAAUAUACAAUCUCGACAUCUUGCUGUCGAUGUAUCCGUCCCUGAUCCGGCUGAAGCAGUGUUUGCACGAGUACGAACAGAGCAGACGCAGAAAUAAGCAGCAUCUGCUGAACGCAAUCAAGUACUCGUCUGCGUUCUUGCCCCUCUUUGCCAAUAUUCUCAUCCGGUCCAAUAUGACUGGUCUGGGGAUCUGGUAUCUUGCCGUGUUCAUUAAUUCGUGCUACACUUUCUUCUGGGACGUGCAUUACGACUGGAAUUUCGAGUUGUUCAUGAGAUUUCUGUCCAACAAGCGCGGCCUGCCGCUGCUGCGCCACAAGCUUGUGUACACCUCCACGUUCUACUACCUCGCCAUUUUCAUCGACCUCCAGCUGCGAUUCGUUUGGGUCUACAGGCUCCUGUACGCCGAUCUUCUUCCGUACAAAGAGUACUCAUUUGUGGCCACCAUUUUGAGCUCCUUGUACGUCAACGAGACGGGCAACUUUGUUCUCGAGAUCCUUGAGAUCUUUAGAAGAUGGGUCUGGGUGUUCCUCAAGAUCGAGACAGAGUAUCUGAAAUCAGCGACCGAGCUGGACCUCGAGUUGCAAAGUAUGUAGAUAUAACAUUAGAGUUAUACAC
This is a messenger RNA of Ogataea polymorpha, 652 nucleotides long. RefSeq lists its product as uncharacterized. Bases 67 to 630 code for a protein of 187 amino acids. The transcript has a single exon. Gene Ontology annotation, cellular component: membrane; cytoplasm. NCBI's taxonomy places the organism in Eukaryota, Fungi, Ascomycota, Pichiomycetes, Pichiales, Pichiaceae. The record is from RefSeq and is a predicted model, not a curated record.